This is a messenger RNA of Arctia plantaginis, 807 nucleotides long. NCBI's taxonomy places the organism in Eukaryota, Metazoa, Arthropoda, Insecta, Lepidoptera, Erebidae. The record is from the annotation of a GenBank genome assembly.
AUGCAUGCGGUGGGCCUGCACUCGGCGCUCGCCAUCCGCCGCGAGAGAAAACGACGCGCCGAGCAACAACGGGCCCGCGAGCGGCGCUACUCUCUCCAGUCCUCAGAAUCAGGAGUCACUUCCCCACACUGCUCCACUGGCAGCUUGGAACGACGUCGUAGAAAGCCGAGGGCCACCGAAAAUGAAGUUGUCUCCUCGGUCGGUAUGCUCCACCUAGGAGUUGUAUUUUUAGUGCUUGGAUUGUUCCUCGUUGCAUCCGGCUGGCUACCUGAUAACGUUACUUCCUGGAGCAGCAUCGGUUCUGUCAGCUGGUUUAAUGAACUAGUAUGUUCUGGACUUUUUGCUCUAACCAUCGGCAUAUUUUUGAUUGUGCUGCAUAAGUAUUUGACAAAGAGUGAGGAGGAUGCUUUGGAAGAAUAUGUUCAAAAACAACUGACGAGGUCCCGUUCGGGACAUAGAUUGGAAAGAGACGCGGAGACAGGAGGCAUGAGGACAAAGAACGCGCGUCGUGCACGAGCUACCGAGGUUCUGCCGGACACUAUAACCGAGACAUAUACUGAGCCACCGCCGGACAGAGUGCAUGGCUUCGUAAAUGCUUUAGCUAUAAACGGUGACGCAAUGCGCGAGCUGCCCUUAGAACAAAUCGCGGAAGAAGAAAUCUCUGUGGCUUCUGAGACGGAUCGUCGCAAGUUUAACAAAGACACGUACUCCUCACCUUCAGUGGCGCCCAGCCUAAGCCCCGGCUCGCCGAGCGACACAAGAGAACUGCUGUCCGACGGACAGUACAUGAUCAUGUCAAGAAUAUGA